Psilocybe cubensis is the source of this 795-nucleotide messenger RNA. RefSeq lists its product as uncharacterized. The record is from RefSeq and is a predicted model, not a curated record. Gene Ontology annotation, molecular function: lipid binding; protein binding. Gene Ontology annotation, biological process: actin filament organization; actin cortical patch localization; plasma membrane tubulation. The coding region runs from base 1 to 795 and encodes 264 amino acids. Gene Ontology annotation, cellular component: medial cortex; Rvs161p-Rvs167p complex; actin cortical patch. The transcript is spliced from 10 exons. NCBI's taxonomy places the organism in Eukaryota, Fungi, Basidiomycota, Agaricomycetes, Agaricales, Agrocybaceae.
AUGAGUUGGGCAGGUUUCAAGAAGUCCGUUAAUAGGGCCGGGACGACCCUGCUGCAAAAAACUGGACAAAUUGAAAGGACCGUCGACCGAGAAUUUGCGGAUGAAGAGGCAAAAUACCGCAUAUUCGAGAAGGAAUGCCAGGCUCUCCAGAAGGAUAGCAAGGCUUAUUGGGAUGCAAUGCGAGCCAUGACCGCCGCUCAAAGUCGAAUAGCUGAGACAUUGGAGACAUUCUACAGCGCGGCUGAUCGGACAUCUGAGGGUGCAAUGGCGGGCCACGCCUACAAACGAUCUGUGGAUGACUUGGACACCACAUUCACACGCGAGCUUGAUGUUCCAUACCGAACAACCAUUUCCGAGCCACUUGGGAAAAUGUGUGCUUAUUUCCCGGUCGUAAACGAGCACAUAGCCAAACGAAACAAGAAGCUGUUGGAUUAUGAUUCUGCCAGAAGCAAAUUGAAAAAACUCAUUGACAAGCCCAGUGAGGAUCCCACGAAGCUGCCCAAGGCACAACAAGAGAACGACGAAUGCAAGGAGAUGUUUGACAUGCUAAAUGAUCAACUAAUUGCAGAACUGCCUCAGCUCUUGGAUCUUCGGGUACCCUACUUCGAUCCCAGCUUCGAGGCUAUGAUUCGCAUGCAAGCCAAAUUCGCUGAAGAGGGCUAUGAGAAGCUCAGCGGCGUUCAGCGUUAUUUUGCUGAUAACGUGAGAGACGAUUACGCGGCUGGACAAUUGGAUGCUCAGGUCGAAGGUAUACUUCAGGAAAUGCGGGAACUUUCAAUCUGUGGAGGAAAUUAG